ACCAGACAAAGAAGGUAGGCCUAUAUGUGCUGAUGAAGUUUCAGACGGGGGACAAAAGAAAAGGUCGGAGGGAACGAGGUUGAGGACAGGAAAGAGAGAGAUGUGUGUGAACGGGUUGGAAUGAAACCAGUAAGGGCUGCAAACAGUCUCAUCAUUCACUAGCAAGAAAACAUGGGCAGACAGAAGGUGUGUUUGGAAAAACUGUGCCGGUUCUUCCACAUCCGGAACCAGCUGCUUCGUCAGGCCCUUGCAGAGUGUCUUGGCACCCUCAUUCUUGUGAUGUUUGGCUGUGGUGCUGUGGCCCAGCUGGUGUUGAGUGGAGGUUCCCACGGCUUGUUCAUCACUGUCAACUUUGCCUUCGGCUUCGGUGCCACCUUAGGCAUCCUGGUCUGUGGCCAGGUAUCAGGUGGCCAUCUGAACCCUGCAGUGACAUUUGCCCUCUGUUUGCUUGGAAGAGAGCGCUGGAGAAAGUUCCCUAUGUACUUCCUUUUUCAGACAAUCGGCGCUUUUUUUGGUGCUGCCAUAAUUUUUGGCAUGUACUACGAUGCCCUGUUUGACUUUCCUGAAUCUUUCAAUAUUACUGGGCCUACUGCUAGCAUCUUUGCUACCUACCCUGCAACCCAUCUCACAAUUGUCAACGGCUUCUUUGAUCAGUUAAUUGGCACAGCAGCGCUGAUAGUUUGUAUUCUGGCUAUUGUGGAUCCAUACAACAACCCCAUCCCCCAAGGACUGGAGGCCUUCACUGUGGGAUUUGUGGUUCUGGUCAUUGGAUUGUCUAUGGGAUUUAACUCUGGUUAUGCUGUCAAUCCUGCCCGAGACUUCGGACCACGUCUUUUCACCUCUAUGGCAGGGUGGGGCAGUGAUGUUUUCACGGCUAGAGACGGCUGGUUCCUGGUGCCCAUUACUUCCCCAUUCAUUGGCUCCUUCAUCGGUGUGAUAGUCUAUCAAUUGAUGGUUGGCUUCCAUGUGGAGGCAGAAGCAAAGUACAAGAUGAGUAGAGAGCAGGAGAAUGUCCGACUCACCAAUGUUGCCGCCAACGACAACUCCAAAGAGGAUACAAAAGAAAUGCACUGAGCAAUUUUACAUUCUGUAUAUACUGACACACACCAGCUAUUUGUCCUUCUGGCCAUAAGAAUUUUUUCCAAACCAUCUUACACACAGGUGUUACUUAGCUGGGAUAUCUCCCACAGUGAUUGUAUUAUAUUGUAGAGGAAUGUUUAUGUAUGUGUAGAAGAGAGAAACACAACACAGAAACACAGAAUUACAUUAAUUCUUUUAAGAGAUGAAUAUUUGAAUCCUAGUGUCUAUACCACUGCAGUUUGAACAGUAUUGUAUGCUUUAUACCAAUAGUUUUAUGUAAUUUUUUAAAUAGUUUUUAAUACUUAACUACUUAAAGAAACAUUUUAUUUAGAAAAAUGUCCAUCUUUCCCAACCAAUUUAUAUACAUUUUGUCAGUCCAGAACCUUUUUUUAAAAUUAGAAUUCAGGAAAAGUGUCAGGAAAUUAAAAUAUAAACUUAAACCAAAAAAAAACAUUUUUAAGAGAAUAGCUUGAGAAGAAUAUUGUACAUUUUAAGUACAGUAAGUGAUCUAUGUAGAUCACAUCCACGUCGACAACAACAUUCUUCACGUUACCACUGACAUCAGCUAUUUUGUGUUUUAAUAUACUCUCUUAAACAAGCUGGCAAUCACCAGCUAGCAAACUUGAUCAUUUACACUUUGUAUGAACUAUAUGUUAUCAAAAACAAUUGUAGCCUUCUAGUUUAAUGCUUGAAAUAUCAGAUGUGUGUUAACAGAUGAGAUAUAUCUUCUUCUAUGUACAGUAAAAUAUUAUCUGUCUUUAAAUUGCUAUGUUCAUUUAUGCAGAGCUGGACUGUUCUAGACGCUUACUACACACGUUGCAUAGGACCCCACCUCUCUUUCGGGUGUUAAAGGUGAAAGCGAAAGUUAAUGUUAACAACUCUGAUGGGCAUGAGAAGAGAAAAAACUCACUGAGAGUUUAUUGCGUUAACAGCAGUCAUGUAAACAUGUCAGCAAAUAACAGUAAUGCUAGGUAAGCGUGUUAGCUAAAAUCAAUCUCUCUAGUCUGUCUUGUCAACCCAGCUGGGCAGCGAAGUUCUUGGUCUUCUGUGGCUUGGUUGCUUGCCAGACUUUGUGUCUGAACAAUGUUAGAGUGCGCAAUUUUGGACGUGUAGCCUAGGGCUCCGUGGUCAAGUUAGCAAAAAGAUAUAUGCAAUAUCCAGUCAAGUUAGCAAGAAUAAACUAGUGCUUAAAAUUGUGAGACAUCGCAAUUUGGUUAAGUUUAGGCAACAAAUGUACUUGGUUAGGUUUAGGAAAAGAUCAUGGAUUGGGUUAAAAUAACAAAAUUAACUUCUGCAACUUAAAUAAAAACAUUCAGUGUUGACUUUUUAUUUCACACGGGGAGCGAACACCGGUCUCCUGGGUGAAAGUCCAGUGUCUGGGCCACGUCCUUACUCUGACUUUUCUGUUAAAUAUACCAAAUCUUCCUUUAGUGUUCAUUGCACUGCAGGGCUUUCCACAGUGUGAUGAACUAUGAUGCAAAGAGCCUUCCCCAUGCAUUACAAAGUGAGGCCAAGGGGUCUUGACCAUGCAUCCAUAUGUGACGACUUGAGAGUGAGAACGUUAGUCCAGACAGUACAUGGAUGUGAUGGCACUCCUUAUAGGCACACAUCAUUUUACAACAAGACAGUGAUUAUGGCAAUGGCAAUUUUUUACAUGGCUCAUAAGUCAUGUAGUAGAGCCCCAUAGGAGAAUUUUGCUUAGGCCCCCAGGGAGGUCAAGACCAGCUCUGCAUUUAUGCCUCUUGAUGUAUUUGUACAUUUUGUAUGACUCCAAUGUUUAGGUGCUAAACCGGACUGUGAGCACCAUGGUAUUUUGUAUGUAUGUUGAGGGAAAUGCCUUUGUACUAAUACAAUAAAGUUCUGUUUUUUGUGGAUCAUGUUACAA
Messenger RNA from Micropterus salmoides (largemouth bass), 2965 nucleotides. It is a transcript of the gene aqp3a, whose product is annotated as aquaporin 3a. The coding region runs from base 172 to 1074 and encodes 300 amino acids. Gene Ontology annotation, cellular component: basolateral plasma membrane; plasma membrane. Gene Ontology annotation, biological process: glycerol transmembrane transport; water transport. The transcript has 7 exons. Lineage: Eukaryota; Metazoa; Chordata; Actinopteri; Centrarchiformes; Centrarchidae. The record is from RefSeq and is a predicted model, not a curated record. Gene Ontology annotation, molecular function: glycerol channel activity; water channel activity; urea transmembrane transporter activity.